CUAAUAUAUCGGAUAAAUUUGUACUGGGAAUCUUAAAUAGCUCUCGACGAACGGUGAAUUUCCAAACGUUGUAUUAUUAAAAAACCUAACGUGACACAAUGAUACAAUUUGUGUUCUGUUGGGUACUGGGAAUCUCCGUUAUCCCACUGGUGUGGGCCAACGCCAUCCCAGCCGGAGACCUGGAAUACUUCAUGCCAAACUCCACAGGGUUUCGUAUGCAGCACGGUUUUGAGACAAUAUUGGUUCAACCUUUUGGAUAUGAUGGCUUCCGUGUGCGAGCCUGGCCCUAUCGGCCGCCGACUGGGAACGAGAUCAGCUUUAUCUACGACCCGCCCCUAGAAGGAUUCGAAAAUGGAAAAGCCCAUGGAAUGAACUUCGACACUGCCUUCAAUGGUAAUCGUACCAUGGCGAUUCGCAACGGCAACAUUAUCGUGAGGACAUCUGGAUGGGGCGGUAACCCUGGAGGAUAUCGAUUGGCGUUCUACCGUGUUGAAAAGAACGAGUCGGAGACGUUGUUGACGAAUGAGUAUGCGCCCCUAAAGUCAAUCAACCCUCGAUAUUAUCGUUGGCCAGGACCAGGUAGUGAGUUUUCUGCCGAAUUCUCGUUCAGCACGACACCUGAUGAACAGAUUUAUGGAACGGGCACGCAGCAGGAUCAUAUGGUUAAUAAGAAGGGUUCGGUCAUUGAUCUGAUCAACUUCAACACCCAUAUCCCUACCCCGGUAUUUAUGAGCAAUAAAGGAUACGGAUUUAUUUGGAACAUGCCAUCUGAAGGUCGUAUGGAGUUUGGUCCGGUACGCAACAAAUUUACAGCAGACUUAGCUACUGUUGUCGACUAUGUGAUUGUUGCUGCGCCUUCAGGAGAUUAUGAUACCCUCCAGCGACGCCUAUCGGCAUUGACUGGGCGUGCUCCUCCUCCUCCACUGUUUUCAUUAGGGUUUAUCCAGUCGAAGCUACGGUACGAGAACCAGACUGAGGUUGAACUUCUAGCACAACGCUUCAAGGAUCUCAACAUUCCUGUUUCCUUAAUUGUUAUCGACUACCAGUCCUGGGCUCAUCAGGGAGACUGGCAACUAGACCCGCGCCUGUGGCCUGAUGUGGCAUCAAUGGCGGAAAAGGUAAAAGAUCUAACCGGAGCGGAAAUGAUGGCCUCUUUGUGGCCCAGCGUGGCCGAUGAUAGCGACAAUUAUCUCGAAUUAAUCGCUAAUGGCUUCUUAUCUGCAACUCGAUCUGGCCCUGGUACUACUGAUUCCUGGAAUGGGUCAUAUAUCCGCAAUUAUGACUCGACAAAUCCGGCAGCACGAGAAUUCCUCUGGAAAACACUGAAGAGAAACUAUUAUGAGAAGGGGAUUAAGAACUUCUGGAUCGACCAGGCAGACGGCGGAGCAUUAGGUGAAGCCUACGAAAACAACGGACAAAGUAGCUACAUCGAGUCCAUCCCAUUCACUCUACCCAACACACUGUAUGCGGUGGGCUCACAAUUCAGUGCCGGCAAGUUAUAUCCUUGGGCGCACCAGCAAGCCAUCGAAGAAGGCUUUCGCAAUGUUACCGAGACCAAGAUGGGCACCGAAUGCGAACAUAUCAGCCUAAGCAGGUCAGGAUACAUUGGCUCUCAGCGCUUCUGCAGCAUGAUAUGGUCUGGGGACACGACAUCAGUCUGGGAUACCCUUGCCGUGCAGGUGGCCAGUGGGUUAUCUGCCGCUGCAACCGGAUGGGGAUGGUGGACAAUGGACGCGGGUGGAUUCCAGGCUGAUCCAACUGUGCCUUGGAGUGCAAAUAUAGAUACGCCUCAGUAUCGCGAACUCUAUGUGCGUUGGUUCCAAUGGGCGACUUUCCUGCCGUUUAUGCGAACCCAUGGCUCCCGAGAGUGUAACACUCAAAACGCAUAUACCUGUAGCAAUGAGCCAUGGUCAUAUGGCGAGACAAACACUCCUAUAAUCGUCUCUUACAUUAAACUACGCUACCAACUUCAACCAUAUCUCCAAACCAUCUUUGACCAGUUCCACCAGACUGGCCGGUCGAUUAUGAGGCCGCUAUACAUGGACUUCGAGCGUACCGAUCCUCAUAUAGCGGAAAUGACUCGGAAAAACACGAAUGCCACGACUCAACAAUACAUGUUUGGACCUAGGCUUCUUGUCACGCCGGUAACAACCCCAAACGUGACUGAGUGGUCGGUGUAUCUGCCGCAAAUUGGGACGAGAGAGAUUAAGCCGUGGACAUAUUGGUGGACCAACGAGACAUAUGCAGGUGGGCAAAUCGUGACAGUACCUGCACCCAUUGAGCAUAUCCCUCUCUUCUAUCUAGGUAGACAGGAAGAUAUUUUCAGUGGUGAUGUUUUCUAGCUCCCAUUGUACCAGGUAUCGGUCUGAUAAUUCAUAUAUAUGGUUACACAGCCACCUCGUGACCACCCCUGAAAGGUCUUCUGGAUAGA
Molecule: messenger RNA, 2431 nt
Organism: Paecilomyces variotii
Lineage: Eukaryota; Fungi; Ascomycota; Eurotiomycetes; Eurotiales; Thermoascaceae
Product: alpha-glucosidase
Exons: 1
Coding region: 99-2342 (747 amino acids)
Biological process (GO): carbohydrate metabolic process
Molecular function (GO): carbohydrate binding; hydrolase activity, hydrolyzing O-glycosyl compounds
Source: RefSeq, a predicted model, not a curated record